Cicer arietinum (chickpea) is the source of this 423-nucleotide messenger RNA. Lineage: Eukaryota; Viridiplantae; Streptophyta; Magnoliopsida; Fabales; Fabaceae. The record is from RefSeq and is a predicted model, not a curated record.
CAGAAAAAAGGUUUAAUUUUGCAGGGACGUAAUUUCCUCUCGAAGAUGGAAAAAAUGGUAUUUUCAAAUAUACCUUCAGGUGCGACCAUCAAUUUUCAACAACCACAAGCUACUCCAAAGCGAAAGAAGAGAACAAGGACCCACUCGCGUCACACUCAUCAUCAUCAAAUAGCUAAACUGGAUCAGCAUACCAAAACCGAAGAUAUUGAGCGUGUUCAAAUAGGCCAGGAAACAGGGCUUGCUGCAAGUCAAAUCAAGCAUUGGCUCCACAAUAAGAGGACCCUAUUAAAGGGGUCUACACCGCAAGAAUCAAAAGUACUUACUAUGCAAAACUUGCUUCACGAAAAUCAAAGGUUACGCAAAGAGGCAAGUAUAUUAUUGAUUGAUGUAUAUUUUAUCUAUUCACAAAUGGAUACAAUAUGA